GCUCUAUGUUUUUCCGAGUAAAUCCAAAGCCGUACUGCGUUCUGAUAACAUCUCCUUUUUCAGCUCACUGUGUCGGAUUUGGGGCACGAGCUGGAUUGAGAACUGGAUUUUGAUUUAGGAGCUGGGAGGAGCGGUUGCUUCCGCCGCAGAUCUUGACGGCGCGGAGCAAGUCCUUGUCAAAAUCGACUUGCUGAAGUAGUCUUCCACGAGCCAAACCGUUCUAGAAGUACUAACUGUCUGCUAAAGCAAGAAGACGAUGGUCGGAUCAAGCAUCUAUUCACCAAAGUUUAAGGGGGAGUUCGCACCGUGGAAACGUCGUAUCGAAGUAUUCUUCAAGACUGAUUUUGAAAUUCUUCUUACUAUCAAAUAUAGUUUUGUAGUGCCUAGAGAUUAACACGGAGAGGAAAAAGAACACCUCUGGAGCAAAAAGGAGCAAAAUGACUUCGUGACGAAUGACAAAGCAGAGUUCCAACAACUGGAUCAGUAGCUACGACUUGGCAAAAGAACUCUAGGAGAAGUUCCUAGAGUUGCAUGAAGGGACCUCGGAGGCCUAACUCACAAGACGGGACCAGCUUCGGAACCAACUCAGCAACCUCCGAAUGGAAAAGGAAGAAUUGGUAGCUCAUCUACACCAAAGGAUCAAAGAGUCGAUCACCGGACUCACGAAUCUCAAAGAAAUGGUAACAAAUUAGGACUUGCUAAGGUAUGUGCUUAAUGUUUUUCCGAGAACACCCGAAUGAAUGUCUAUAGUAGACUCCUACAUCUCCACGGACCUCGAGGUAAGUACUUUAAAGAAUUUAUUUUCUAGUUUCAAAUUACAUGAGUAUAGAUGUGUAGGUUUAAAAAAUAAAGAAGAAAGGUCAACUCAAAACCUGACACUCAAAGCCAAGAAGAUCGAGCCAAAGUCAGAAUCAUUGCUUGACGAAAACGAAUAAGCCUACAUGGCAAAGAAGUUUAGUAAAUUUUUAAAAACUAACAAUUUUAAUAAGAAACAGGUAACUAAGAUAAUCUGAAGCAAAGAAACGUCUGGUGCUAUAACUGCCAGGAAGAAGGGCAUAUCAAGGAUAAUUGUCUGAAGUUGAAAACAAAAAGGAGAAGGACAGAGGGGCAAGGCGGUCAAAGCACAAUAACCUAAAGGCGACGUGGGACGAAUCGUUGUUAUCCGAAUCUGAGACGGAGCAAUACCUCGGACUAGCUCUAACAAGUAGUUAUCAAGAAGACGACCAAAGCACAUUCGAGAUGAGCAUCGAGAGCAGCGAUGAAAGCUUCAAAUGAUGAGUUCGACAUGGUAAGUGAUUGUAGAUGCUAUUUUUGGUUUGACUUGAGGCUAUGGAACAUAAAAAUUUGCUUGGUCAGCCUCUUAUUCAUACGAUGAAUCAUGAGCAAAUACAGAAUCAUCCGCGCCAUGAUCCUUGCUUGACUUUGGGAUCCAGCUCUUUCAUGCAUCCUUCUGAAAACAUUACAGUUUGUGGAUUGAAUUCAGAACCAUAUAGCAAUACUUCCUCUCCAACAACUCAUCCAUUUGUGCCAACUUUCAACCUAGAAGUUCCUUGUUAUGCUGCUGCUCAUGCAGGAGUUUCUCAGCAUCCUUUUAUGCAUAGCUGGUCUUCUUGCAGCUCUUGUCAAUUCCCACCAUAUUAUAUCCACAAUGAACCUUGUCUCACUCAAUUUAAUAUUGGGGAUAUUAAUGUGGCAGCUCAUCCUCCAACAGGUUUUGACACAGUAACAUAUAAAAGGAAAAUCCCUACUAUUCACUAUUUUUCUCAGAAUGCAAGCACAAAUUCAUGCCUUAAUGCUGGAAGUUCCAACCAUGCUGUUUCAGCUGAGCUUUUAGAUCCGACACAGCCAGCAGGUCCUCAUUGUUUACCUUGGGAGCCUAUUGGCGUGAUUUCUGAUCAUAGAAGGAACAAUCCAUUUAGUUAUGUGGAAGAUCAAAGAAAUAUUAGAUGUCAUAAUGUCAAUGUGCGUCAGCCAAGAAAUAUCUCAUUGCCAAUACAUACAUCCAAUAACUUUUCAGAACAUCUUCAAUCAGUGGCACAUACUUCUGGCCUGAAUGUUCUUGCCCAAUGGAACCAUGCUCCUUUUUCUCUUGAACCCUACACAAGGCUUAUUCCUUCAGAGAUAAACCAGUUGCAUCGCCACUAUGUGAGGAAUACUACUGGGGAGAUUGAUGGAUAUAGCAACUUUUGUCUUGUUCCAAAUCAACCUACAAGGAACAUGGUAGUAAAUAGCAGAAUAAUUUAUGGUCAAGGAGUAGGUUAUCAGGAUAGUGUGAGCUAUGGAGCUGUUGGUCCUGAAGCCAAUUUGGCAGACAUGUGGCUACCAUCUGCGGAUGGUGUUGUUCCUCCAAGGUAUUCAAGACAGCUUCCAACGGUAAGUUAUGUGAAUGGGAGGACAAGGGUUCACUACACUGGAGAUGAAGACAGUGGGCAUAGAAGAUGGUUAUCUGAGACUGCAGCCAUCAGGAAUCAAUCAACCUUCACUGACCCAAGGAGUCUGUUCGAUGAGCAUCAUGACAUGAGACUAGAUAUAGAUAACAUGGACUAUGAGGAACUACUUGCUCUGGAAGAACAAAUUGGCAAUGUAAGCACGGGUUUGUCAGAAGAUGCUAUUUCCAAAUGCUUGUUGGAAACACUCUACUAUUGUGAUCAAAGAUUGGUUGAGUCCGAGGAAGGACACUGUAUCAUAUGCUUGGAACCAUACAGAAAUAGAGAUUGUCUUGGGAGAUUGAAAUGCGGGCAUGAUUUCCAUUCUUGCUGCAUCAAGCAAUGGUUGCUGAUUAAGAAUAUCUGCCCAAUAUGCAAAGCCUUGGCGCUGGAGGAUUCAUAAAUGAGACAUGAACUGGGUUUUGGUAUUUACUUUGUCGAACAGCAAUUGGUUACCCUGUUAAUUUGUAAAUAAAAAAAGUUCACUGUAGGAAACGUGUUAUAUAGAUUCAAAAGGGGACACCCCCUUUCCUCGCAACUGGAUGAGGAGUUUACUUUUAUUUGUAUCUCAUGUUUAUCACAUUCUGGGUGAAAUAUGAAUUGUCUUGGAAGUAAAGCAACCAAAA
This is a messenger RNA of Zingiber officinale, 3052 nucleotides long. RefSeq lists its product as uncharacterized. The record is from RefSeq and is a predicted model, not a curated record. The transcript has 9 exons. NCBI's taxonomy places the organism in Eukaryota, Viridiplantae, Streptophyta, Magnoliopsida, Zingiberales, Zingiberaceae. The coding region runs from base 1330 to 2829 and encodes 499 amino acids. Gene Ontology annotation, molecular function: ubiquitin protein ligase activity.